Haliotis rufescens (red abalone) is the source of this 3629-nucleotide messenger RNA. RefSeq names its product neuronal acetylcholine receptor subunit alpha-10-like. The transcript has 8 exons. Lineage: Eukaryota; Metazoa; Mollusca; Gastropoda; Lepetellida; Haliotidae. The record is from RefSeq and is a predicted model, not a curated record. Gene Ontology annotation, cellular component: postsynaptic membrane; synapse; neuron projection. The coding region runs from base 264 to 1709 and encodes 481 amino acids. Gene Ontology annotation, molecular function: acetylcholine-gated monoatomic cation-selective channel activity; transmembrane signaling receptor activity. Gene Ontology annotation, biological process: signal transduction; regulation of membrane potential; nervous system process.
CGUCCGUUUGCUGUACGCACUGGGACUGGACUCCGACAGUCGCUGUUGAUAAUGCGCCUUCAGUCUCAUUCUCAACAAUCAAAUAUUAACGGUCUUUGUCAUAUUAGGUGUACGGACAUUAGUGCCAGUGCGCGCACACCAUCUGACCAUAAUAGUGGGCUACAAGCUGCCUGCAAACCUCGAAUACCAUCGAUUUGGAUUGUCUCUAAAGUUUCUGAACAAUCCACGUGGUAAGGAAGAAGAUCUCAGAUUUAUUACACGCGAUGGUUUAUGGAGGUACGCUGAUGGCUGGUGUUGCACUUGUCAUGCUCGUAGGAAUGUUAGUGACAGGAGUCCUGAGUAACCAGACAGCGUUGCUGGACAAGGUGUUCACCAAUUACCACAGCGAUGUGCGGCCAAUCUGCGGGACAGAUGCGCCUAUUGAGGUCAAAAUCGGCAUCGCGAUCAGACAGGUCAUUGAACUUGAUGAACCAAAGCAAAUAUUGACAAUCAACGCCUGGCUUCGAUUGAACUGGUACGACUGUCAGUUCACAUGGAACGCCACUGAGUAUGGUGGCAUCUCAUCACUUAUCCUCCCCUAUGCCAAAGUUUGGACACCGGAUAUAACCCUUUAUGACAACGCCGGAGAUGAACUUGCUGGACUCAAGGACUACCGCCCUGUCAUCAACUCAGACGGCUCUGCCAGCUACAACUUCCCCACCAUCAUACAAAGCCUCUGCAAAGUCGACGUCACCUACUUCCCCUUCGACACUCAAACAUGUGCUCUCAAGUUCGGCUCUUGGGCCUACCACGGACUCCAGGUCAACUCCACGAAUAGGGCCAGUGCGGGGGACAUGUCCAACUUCAAAGUCAACACCGAGUGGGACCUUGUGAGUGUUCCCGUGGAACGACAUGUAGUGUACUACGGUUGCUGCCCGGAACCUUAUCCUGACGUGACGUUCUACGUCAAUCUACGACGCAAACCGCUGUUCUACACGUUGAACCUGCUGUUUCCCUGUAUAUUGAUCACAACCGUGGCUCUGCUGGGUUUCCUGCUGCCUCCAGACUCCGGAGAGAAGGUGUCGCUGGAGAUCACCGUGUUGCUGUCUCUGGCUGUGUUUCUGCUGGUGGUGUCUGAGACGUUACCGCCAACGUCAGAAAACUUCCCUUUGAUAGGAAUCUACUUCUGCCUGUCUAUGAUGCUGGUGACCUUCUCCACGGUCCUCACAGUGCUCGUGCUGAACGUGCACUUCAAAGGUCAACAUGGCAUCGGUGUUCCACGGUGGGUGAGGAGUCUGUUCCUUGAGACGAUUGCGCCGCUCCUUUGUGUCAAGAAAGAAAUGGCAGUCCACCCAAUCAAGAUGGCGGUCAAUGGUGACCUUGACCUUUUUCUCCAAGAUCAUGCGACAAAAUACCUUCAAAGUUUAUGUCGUGAUGAUCAGGAUGAUUUGAACAAGACAAAUCAAAAUGGAGUAAAUCGUUUCGACUCCCGCGAGACUGAGGUGCACGAUCUUCGACAGUCGUCUCCCUUGCAAAAGGUGAUGAAAGAACAACUGGCGGUUCUAAAGAAGAUCAACACUCGGUACGCCGAGAAGCAUAAAUUUGAAGCUAUUGGGGAGGAGUGGAAAAAAGUCGCAAUCGUGAUGGACAGAUUGUUCCUGGUGGUAUUUUUCCUACUGUCUGUGAUUGUUACUUUGGGGAUUUUGCUUCAGUGUGUUAACAGUGGGUGACGGCUACGAUGACCAGCUGGACACAGUACAAACAAUGCAUGUCACACGUGCCGUCAACACAUGAGCGAAUGGGACUUUACACCAUAUAGACGGACAUAUUACAACACUGAUAUUCCCGGACAGCUGUCCAUUAACGAUGUAACACACUCAACGUGUUCCUGGGUAGAUAUUGUAGCAGCAGGGUCUCCAUGUCGUAUGUAGACUCCCUGUAUCAGUGAGUCUCACCCAUCUGAUAAACCGCCUCCCUCAGUCUGAAUCUAUCGCCAUCAACAUGUCCAUAUGGAAAUUAUUUUGGACGACAUUUUGAAAUAUUCUAGAAAGAAAUAUUAACAUUUGGAUGCAUUUAUUGAAAAAUAUAUAUUGUAAAAGGAACAUUCACUGUUGAUUACUGGUUGGUUUUGAAUUUCGGAGCUAGUAGCGGUAAACAAGAGGGCGUUUCAACGAAAUCGCUACCAGUAAGCGCCAUGGAUGAACAUGUCACACUUGGAACUAUCUGUGAUCAGGAUCCCUAGCCUUAGAGUAGCAUGAGUUAAAAGGAAGGUAUAAGCUGAUACUUGAGCAAUGUUUAACGAUAGUUGUGAAACUGAAUUGCAUCUUACUAAAGCGUCCUUGUCACUUAUGUCCCAAACCUGUGCACUAACAGUUAGAAUUUUUCAAAUAUGAAAACUGUUCAGGGUUCUUGCAUUGUAAAACAUGUUGUUGUUUUGUUUUAUUUUGUUUGUUUUUGUUUUGUUUUAAAAAUAGUUAUUCGAUAGUCAAGUAUUUGAUACGGGUGUCAUAGUUGUAUUUUGGACCUUGUGUUUGCGAUGUUUCGCCAACUGUUUUCAGAACAGUAACGUUUCAAUAACGUUGUAAUUUUGAGGUCAAAUCCAAUGUUUCUUCAAGUGUAUACUUACCGGAAGUGUAGUUAGCCCAAAUAAUGUGUAUUGCGAUAUUUCUAGAUGUCUGCCAUAAGAGAUGGGAUGAGAAACAAAGGUCCCGAAGCUACCUGGUUGGAAUAGACGAUGACGGGAGGCAUACAUAUGUACGGAUAUAUUCACACAUACCGUGUCUGACCCUGUAGAUCGUACACUAGUGUAUGUACUUAUAUUCGUAUACUCUAAGCCAUACGCAAAUAGAUGUGACUGUAUCGACAAAGGUCUGCUUCAUGGUAUGAUAAACCAUACAAGUUUAACGAGUUCUUGACAAUCUGUCUCAGCAGAUAAAGAAACAUUUUCUGUUUGCCCAGUUUAAUGAUGUUCGAGUUGACGGUAGCACACGGUGUAUAUAUGUGAAAAUGUUGUAGUGAGGACAGCCGUGAUAGACAUUUUGAUCAACCUUUCAGUCGAACAAAGGGUAGGAAAUGAUAUUGUGGUGAGUGACGAUUUUACUCCGUCUAAGCUCAUUGAUGACCGAGGAGUUUUGUAUUUUAUAUGUGAAACCACAAGCUCGUCAUGGAAAUUAUUAUUUUUGACAUCGAACAGGUUUGUUGAGAAAUAUAGAAAGUCUGUGUGUCAAUAAUCUAUUUGAACAAUAGUCGAUGGUAGUUUGUGCUGGCAAUAUGUGUGUCCAUUGAUGUGUUUAUAUACAUUUGUUUAACAACUGCUGCAUAUCAUUGAAUGUUCAGCCAAUGUUUGUGUUUUCGACACUUCUGUGAUGCAUGUGGCAUCUAGUUACCAUUUAAGACCAAGUGACCAAGUCCCGGUACUCUCUGCUUGUCUCGAACUAUAAAUAAUUAGAUUUAUUUAUCAUGGCCCCCUGCGAUUUGAUCAAAUAACCUUGGUGAAUAUAGUACCACACAUAUCAAUCGAGUUAACCAUACCCGUGAAGAUCCGGGGUAGAAUAGGUCUUCAGCAACCCAUGCUUGCUGUAACAGGCAACUUUGCUUGUUGUAAGAGGCGACUAACGGGAUCGGGAGGUCAGGCUCGCUGACUUGGUUUG